GGAUCCCACAUCCCCGUGGGACCCCAUCCCCAGGGCCCCACAGUGGGGUGUUGGAUCCCACAGCCUUGGAGGACCCCAUCCCCAGCAUUUUGGGGAGACAUGGUUUUCUAUGCUUGGAAACUCUCCCAAGCCUGCAAAGACUUAUUUACCUACUUAAGAUUAUUCACGAGUAGUCCCAUUGACUUCAGUGUGACUACUCAUGUUAAAAAUUAAACGUGUGUAAAUCUGAUAUUGGCACUACGGUCUCUUUAAUUGAAAUCAGGGUCUUCAAGAUGGAAUGUAAUCUGCAGGUGAAGUCAAUGAGUCACUAGACCUGAAACCUCUCUCAUUGGUGUCUGUAGAUGUAGUUAGUCUCUGGAGUUUUAUUAUAAAUAGUACAGUUGCAUAGGUAGUUUGGUAGUAGUACUAGUUCUACUUUUACAUUACAGUGGCUAUGGGCCUUUCAGCAGAGAUGCAGCUUUCUUCAGUUCCCUUUCUAAGGAAGAAGAUAGACUAUGCCAGGGGAGAUCCUCUGUGUCUCCGGCUCUACAGUAGCAAGAGAAAGGAGGGUUACUCUAACUACAUAUAUAAAGUCCUAAAGCAAACUCAUCAAGUCUCAGGGGUUUCCUGCUGGAUUGCUGAUGUCAUAAAUUCUCUGGAUAAACCACAGUUGUUUGGGAAAGUUGCAUUAGAGGCUGCCAGGUUGUCUCUCUACAACAAGAGAAGCCUCAUUACCUGCAGGGAGGUCCAUGCUGCAAUGAAGUUAGUGCUUCUGCAUGAGCUCUCCAAGCAAGAUAGGUGUGAGACCAUCAAAGCUGUGACUAAGUCCACUGGCUGUAAAUGAACUCUUAUUGAUAUGUAAUGGUUUUAAUGCUUGUGAAGGUUUAAUGUAUAAUAAAGUACUUGUAACUAUU
Malaclemys terrapin pileata is the source of this 893-nucleotide messenger RNA. RefSeq names its product histone H2B (gene H2BN1). Gene Ontology annotation, cellular component: nucleosome. The record is from RefSeq and is a predicted model, not a curated record. Gene Ontology annotation, molecular function: DNA binding; structural constituent of chromatin; protein heterodimerization activity. The transcript has 3 exons. NCBI's taxonomy places the organism in Eukaryota, Metazoa, Chordata, Testudines, Emydidae. The coding region runs from base 434 to 823 and encodes 129 amino acids.